Acanthochromis polyacanthus (spiny chromis) is the source of this 3504-nucleotide messenger RNA. RefSeq names its product apoptosis inducing factor mitochondrion associated 1 (gene aifm1). The coding region runs from base 1434 to 3146 and encodes 570 amino acids. Gene Ontology annotation, biological process: apoptotic process; mitochondrial respiratory chain complex assembly. The transcript has 15 exons. Gene Ontology annotation, cellular component: mitochondrion; cytoplasm. Lineage: Eukaryota; Metazoa; Chordata; Actinopteri; Pomacentridae. The record is from RefSeq and is a predicted model, not a curated record. Gene Ontology annotation, molecular function: NAD(P)H oxidase H2O2-forming activity; FAD binding; protein dimerization activity.
CAGUACCAGAAGAGGUAGCAACACUGGUUGCUGCACCUGUAGUUGAGGAGGGUAAGAUUUAUGUGGACAGAUUACUUAUUUAAAAUAUUCUUAUAGUUUUGUGACAUCCACAUUGCUCCAGACUAACUUUUUACAUUGGUUCCACUGGUGCGCCCAAGCUCCAUAUUACGUGCACAUAAACUAAACUUGUAUAUAAUAUAUUUAUUAUGUAAUAUAAAUAAACAUCUCUGUUAACGUUUUUUUCACCCGAGGCUGCACAGUGGCUUGGUGAUUAGCCCUUUGCCUUGCAGCUACAAGAUCCCCAGUUUGCGUCCCCGCCUUCCUGGGAUCUGCAUGGAGUUUACAUGUUCUCCCUGUGCAUGCAUGGGUUUUCUCCAGGCACUCCGGCUUCCUCCCACAGUCCAAAUCAUGCUCAGGGUAAUUGGUAACUCUAAAUUGUCUGUAGUUGUGAAUGCGAGUGUGAUUGUUUGUCUGAGUGGGUGUCCCCUGCCUUCACCCAAAGUCAGACUCCAACCCCCGUCCCUCCCACGAUCCUAAUGAGGAUUAAGCAGUGUAGAUAAUGGAUGGAUGGAUUUUUUCCCCCACUGCGAAUAAUACAUUUAAUUGUCAAAUUUUUUUGUCAGUAUUAUUUCUGACUCCUCACCACUUGAGUUUGCUGGUGUCUGGUGUUGAAACACUGUGGGAAGGCAGAUUUGUUCAGCCAGCCUCGACGAGUCAGAAAGUUUAUGCUUCGACAGCAAAGACUCUGUUCACAGCCGUGCUUAUGCUGCACUCCUUGCAUAAAUAAAAUGCUUAAUGCCGACUGUUAUCAUAUCACAGUGUUUUCCAUGGGCUGAAAAUGUACUUGUGGUAGUGAAUGGCCAGCUGUGACUGAUGUGCAUGCAUAGACUUGUAGUUUAAAGGAGGACAGUGUGACCCAGGUUGUUUUUUUUUUUUUGUGGCUGCAAUUUGCAAAUGUCUGCUUAACAGCGCAUAUUUAUGCUGGCAGUAGAUGCUAGAGUUUGUUUACAAUUUAUUUAUGUUCCUAAAACAUUUCACUUGGAUCAGUAGAGGCUAUAAGGCAGCAGUGCACAGAGAAGCCACUCAGAAAGUACAGGACAGCGGUUCAGACAAGCCUGUGGCCACAAAUGUUUUUGAAAAGAGUGAAGGAAGGUGUUUUAAUGUGGGAUUCCUCUCUCUUGAAUAUUAGUGACCAGAACAGGCCUGGUCAGCCAGAGAUGCACACGGAGAGACGUGCUAAAUGCCAGGUGCACCGGUGAAACCAAUGAAAAUGUGAAGUUCCAUUUGACAGAGUAUUUUAAAUGGUUGGUCACUGGGGCCCUACUUUUCCUUUUGUGUUGAGUUUCAAGUGGGCACAGACUACACUUCAUUUAGAAUUGCUUUCACUAAUCAGAUGAAAUUCACAUGAGAGGUUAUUAUAGAAGUUUACCACUAUGCUACCAGAACUGUCACCGCCAUCAGAGCCUCCAGCAGCACCAGCAGAGCUCGCAGAGCCUGCCCCGGCCGAGCUCGCAGAGCCUGCCCCGGCCGAGCUCGCAGAGCCUGCCCCGGCCGAGCUCGCAGAGCCUGCCCCAGCACCAGUUGUGGAGAGUGAACCCGCAGCUGCAGCAGAAACACCCACAGCAGAGCCACCCGAGCCUCAGCCGGAAGUUGUGGCAGAGAGUGCAACAGACUCCACCCCUGCCUCUCUCAAAGUACCCUCACACACCCCCUACCUCCUGAUCGGUGGAGGUACUGCCUCUUUCGCCGCUGCCCGGUCUAUUCGAGCCAGAGACCCCGGUGCCAGGGUACUGAUUGUGACUGAUGAGCCAGACCUUCCAUACAUGAGACCACCUCUUUCAAAAGAGCUGUGGUUCUCUGAUGAUCCCAGUGUGACGGAAACACUGCGUUUCAAACAAUGGAAUGGAAAAGAAAGAAGUAUCUACUUCCAGCCACCGUCAUUCUACAUUAAUUCAGAAGAAUUGGCAAGUGCAGAAAAUGGGGGAGUGGCUGUUCUCACUGGCAAAAAGGUGGUACACAUGGAUGUGAGAGGAAACAAAGUAAAACUGGACGAUGACACUGAGAUUUCAUAUGACAAGUGUUUGAUUGCUACAGGCGGUGUGCCAAGAAACCUGCAGGUCAUCGAAAGAGCUGGAGAGGAGGUGAUGAAGAAGACGACUUUGUUCCGCAAGAUUGAGGAUUUCAAAUCACUUGACAACGUCUCCAGAAACGCAAAGUCCAUCACAAUCAUCGGAGGCGGUUUCUUGGGCAGCGAGCUGGCCUGUGCCCUUGGCAGGAGAUCAGCUGAGUCUGGCCUGGAGGUGAUACAGAUGUUCCCUGAGAAGGGUAACAUGGGAAAAGUGCUGCCUGAGUAUCUGAGCAACUGGACAACAGAAAAAGUCAAAAGAGAGGGUGUAAAAGUCAUCUCAGAAGCAUUGGUGAAAUCUGUGACUUGCAAAGAUGAUAGGUUAGAAAUCCAUCUGAAAGAUGGCCGAUUGGUGACAACUGAUCACAUUGUUGCAGCUGUCGGCCUGGAGCCUAACGUUGAUCUUGCCAAGUCAGCAGGUCUGGAGGUGGACUCUGACUUUGGCGGUUAUCGGGUCAAUGCAGAACUGCAAGCUAGGUCCAAUAUUUGGGUGGCAGGAGAUGCUGCAUGCUUCUACGACAUCAGACUCGGCCGCAGACGAGUGGAGCACCACGAUCACGCUGUUGUGAGUGGUCGACUAGCAGGAGAGAACAUGACAGGAGCCAGCAAACCCUACUGGCAUCAGUCUAUGUUCUGGAGUGACCUGGGUCCUGAUGUAGGCUACGAGGCCAUCGGGAUCGUUGACAGCAGUCUGCCAACAGUAGGCGUAUUUGCCAAAGCCACUGCCAAGGACACACCGAAAGCCGCUACAGAAAAGUCCGGUACUGGGAUCCGCUCGGAAAGUGAAACAGAGGACACGGCCACCAGCCCAGUGGCCUCUGUGACACCCGUUCCUCCUGUGGCUCACAAAGACGACUAUGGCAAAGGAGUCAUCUUCUACCUGAGAGACAAAGUGGUGGUGGGCAUUAUCCUGUGGAAUGUAUUCAACAGGAUGCCCAUUGCAAGGAAGAUUAUCAAGGAUGGAGAGGAGCAUGCAGAUCUGAAUGAAGUGGCCAAGCUGUUCAACAUUCAUGAGGAUUAGGAUGGCAGAGGCUCACGUUCAUGGGAGGGAGUUGCUCUUCGUGUGAAGACUGAACUCUGGCAGUCAUUGCCACAUUCUCUGAGACACAACUGGUCAUGCAUACCAAAUGGGAGGAUUAAUGUAAAUGGUAUCACGUCGCUGAAAUAUUUUCAUAUUUGGAGUUUGUAUCUGCUGCGCUUUUUUUUGUUUGUUUGUUUUCUUCAAGAGAAAUCAUCUUCCUGCCACCACCAGACUUGUGUGAUUGUCUGUGCUUUCCCCUCCACCAGGCUGAAAAUGUUGUCCAUUGAUUGUUUCCCUCUGUGUGAUCAGAGCAGCUUGGUCUGAGAAAAGCUGCAAUAAAAGCUAUUUUUAAAGUGGA